GCGUCGCCCAGCAAAGUUCGGAUGGUCUGCCGUUAGCGGAUCGCAUUUUGCCCCACUAUAACAUUCAUCAACGCCUUCUUUUUUUGUCCAGCCUCGUCUUCUUUGAUUCACGAUAUCUUCAACCUAACAGCCAGACGAAAAUCAUUGUACGAACCUGCACGUCCGAAUUUUCGACGCGACUAUAAACAAACCCCGAAAACAAUCAACAACCGACCCUUUACUUCUCCCUCGACAACAAUCCAUCACCACCCUGUUGGUCAUCCCACUUUCUCGUUUUCUCUGCGCAUCCGAACCGCAUCUACAUAGGUUUGCGAAACAUCACUGCGCACCUCACCUCACUCUCUCAUUUCUUUGUCUAAACAUACCACAUCACCAUUUGCCCACCAUGGACACGGCAACUGACGUACCAAAGAAAAGGAGAGCGCUGCCCUUCAAGCGCACCGUUGCACGCACACCAGUCAACGAGCCACCCCCAAGCCAUGCGCCAGAGAACAAUUCUGACGAAGAUGACCCUCUCGCCUUCUUUCGGCGAUCCAAGGACGUCUUCCCAAUGGUCCUGGAGGAUCUGCAGCGGGCAUCAUCAGAAGAAAAGGUGAAGCCUUCCGAGUCGCCAAAGGAAGGACAUGUCAACAAGAAAAGGAGGGUGUCGUCCAAUGCCGAAGGUGACAAUGAAGCACCUAUCGGCGCCAGCUCUUCCAGCGUAUCAGCACCAAGCAGAACGUCUGCAUCGCGCGUUGACUCGGACGAUGAUGACUUGAUUAUGGACGUCAAGGGCAAAGGCAAAGAGAUCGUACGACCCGACAAAGCCCGAGUACCGACUCCAAGAAAGCCGCUUUCAACCACACCACGAAAGUUGGGGACACCAUCCAAGAAACGUUUCGCCUUUAGCGACGACGAAGACGACCACGGAAAGGAUGACCUCUACUCCCCGCACUCCAAGCGUCGCAACCCCGACCGCUUCUCUUCAAAACCCACCGCGCUCGGCCGCAGCACCCGGGCCACUCAGCGCGGCAGCUCGCCGUUGGAAGGCUUCGAGACAUCCUUCAACCUCCCCGGCGCCUCCUCCACAUCCAAGCGGAGACCCUUCCAAUCCGCCGCCCUCGACUCCGACAACGACUCGGACCUCGAAGUCUCCGAAGUCCGUCCCAAGAAGCGCUCCGCUUCUUUUUCAUCCUCCCCACCACCAGCAUCAUCCGCAGCCGACCCAGAUAAUGAAGCCGCCACCGUCGCCGAUAAGGCCGACGACGACGAUGACUUCGCCAAAUGGGUCACCAAAGCCGCCGCGCUAGAAGCCGACCAGGCCAACUGGACAAUCGACGUUCUAGUCACUUCCCGAAUGCCGCACACCAAGCCGCUUACUGCGCGGCGACGGAUGAAGCAGGGCCUGAAGCUGAUCCUAGACACGUGGAUCCGACAGCAGGUGAUCAACGGUUGCGAAAUCCCAGAAGAGAUAUUGGGCAAGCUGUUCUUGACGUUUAAAGGGAACCGAAUUUACAGCAACAGCACCAUAGCUUCGCUGGGCGUCAAAGUGGAUGCGAAUGGCGUUUUGCAGCUGCCUCCUGGGGCCAUGACUAGUAGAGAGGCUAUGGAUGGAUAUGUCAUCCAGGGGAGGAAUCCCGGGCUCGUGCUGGAGGUUUGGCACGAGGAGUUUUACGAGGAGGAACUUGCAAAGGAGAAGAGGCGGAGGGAGAGGGAGUUGGGGCUGAUUGAUGAUGAUGAGGAGGAAGAUCAGCAAAGCGGAACUGGUGCGUCUGGUGCCAAUGGGAUGUCGCGAGGUGGAAGCGAGGCUGCUGAAGUCAAAAAGACCAAGAUUAGGGUGGUUCUCAAGGCGAAGGACUUGCAGCCGCUCAAGAUUGCGGUCUAUGAGGACACGCCGGUGGGUACCAUGGUGCAAGUUUUCCGGAAGCAGAGAGAUAUUAAGCCGGAGCAGACUGUUGUGAUACAGUUUGAUGGCGAGGAACUGAGGGAGAACAUGCUCGUUGGAGCGAUGGAUAUUGAGAGGGACGAGACCAACCAGUUCGAGGUCUACAUCAAGUGAUAUUCGGCCUGAAGCACCUUGCUCUAUGUACUUGCUUUGUGUCUAGUUGCCGUUUGCAGAAUAUUACCAUUUUGGAGGAGUUGGGAGGCGGGAUUUUCAGAGUAUAUCUUUUAACGAUGGGACACAACAUCACUGGGGAGUUUCUAAGGAUUCGGAUCAGAUUCGCGUUUGCCAGGUCAACAUGGCUUGGGGGCGCGAAGGUAUUAGCUAUUCAUAAUGAUGCCCAUACCUUAUUUAUGAAGUCGCUUUCUACUACAAUUGCUGCUCUUCACUGUCUCUUGAUUAGAUAACGUAACUUCUACAUGAAACCUCACCGGAUAUAGGGCACAGAAGACAUCUUUUUUUCGUUUAGCUCCGUGUGAUAUAAUCACAGGGGACACUCAGGAUGUGGUUGUUUAGUAUUUGUCAGAGAAUCAUGUAGUAGUAGCCGAAUUCACUUUAUCAUGUCC
Neurospora tetraspora is the source of this 2487-nucleotide messenger RNA. RefSeq names its product ubiquitin-2 like Rad60 SUMO-like-domain-containing protein. The transcript has a single exon. Bases 386 to 2038 code for a protein of 550 amino acids. Lineage: Eukaryota; Fungi; Ascomycota; Sordariomycetes; Sordariales; Sordariaceae. The record is from RefSeq and is a predicted model, not a curated record.